This is a messenger RNA of Talpa occidentalis (Iberian mole), 1182 nucleotides long. RefSeq names its product BCL2 associated agonist of cell death (gene BAD). The transcript is spliced from 4 exons. Gene Ontology annotation, biological process: apoptotic process. Lineage: Eukaryota; Metazoa; Chordata; Mammalia; Eulipotyphla; Talpidae. Bases 127 to 732 code for a protein of 201 amino acids. The record is from RefSeq and is a predicted model, not a curated record.
AAAGAAUUCCUCGUCCGCUCCCACACUUUCCCCAGGCACGAGGAGAUACGGAAGGGCCCCGAGGCGGGCGGGGCCCCGCCCCGGCCCCGCCCCCGUGACAUUGCCAGAGUUAAUUGGGCCGGAACCAUGACAGUUCCCGUUGCCACAGCAACCAGGGCCGGGCUCCCUCAGCACUGGAGAGAGGCUUCGGGCCCGGCUCAGGGGCCUCGAGAUCGGGCUUGGGCCCAGAGCAUGUUCCAGAUCCCAGAGUUUGAGCAGAGUGAGCAGGAAGAAGACUCCAGUCCUGCAUAUAGGGGCCUGGGCCCCAGCCCCACAGGGGCCCAGCUGGGCCAGCACCGGAGGACGUCCCCAGACCUCCUGGGAGUAGCUGGUCACCAACAGGGGCAGCAGACUGGCAGCAGCCACUAUGAAGACGCCGGAGCAGUGGAGACUCGGAGUCGCCACAGUUCCUACCCCACCGCGACCCAGGAGGAUGAAGGGACGGAGGAGGAAGAACUCAGUCCCUUCCGGGGCCGCUCGCGCUCAGCGCCCCCCAACCUCUGGGCUGCACAGCGUUACGGCCGCGAGCUCCGGAGGAUGAGCGACGAGUUUCAGGGAUCCUUCCAGGGACUUCCUCGUCCGAAGAGCGCGGGCACCGCGACGCAGAUGCGGCAAAGCCCCAGCUGGACGCGUAUCAUUCAGUCCUGGUGGGAUCGGAACUUGGGGCGAGGAGGCGCCGCCCCCUCCCAGUGACCUAACGGCCUACUUCCCGAAACUCCCCGGGCCUCGCGGCGGCCAUCUUGAGCGCGGGCGGAAGUCUCCCUCAAAGCGUCUUGUCGUGUCCGGAAGGAGGCGGUCUGACCCAGAGCCCCAUUCUCUUCCGGCGCGCGCCGGGCCGCGGAGGCGGGGCCCCGUCGGAAGCUUUGACGUUGCAGCCCGUCGCCGCCGGAAGUGGCUUCGGGGUCCCGCCCCCUGCCGAGGCCGCCCCAAGGCGCCUGCGCCAAGCUUGGAGCCUGGACGACCCCCGGUUCACCGGGAAGCCCUGCCUUCUCCCGGCCCCUCGCCUCCGCGGCGCGGCCGCGGCCGCCGCUUGGGGCUGAUGGCGAAUAAAGGCCGCGUCCGUGCCGCCGAGUCUCCGCUGUCCGUCGCUUGCGGCCCCGUGGGCUCGGGGGGCGCUGGCGCUGUAUCAAGUGGGGACCCCGC